AUGGCAACUGUCAAACUUCCUCAGAUUCCAUUGAUCACCUUGCUUUUCAGAGACGAUAAUCCUGCUCUGCACGAAUUCAAUCGUGCUCUUUCCAAUAUCGAACAAUAUUAUGAUCACAUCCCGGCUGCAAUGAAAAUUGAGUCGCUUAGAGACUUGUUUGUCAUGCACCCAGACCGAACUUUCGCACGCUUGGAGAAAGCAUUUGAAAUCCUAAGAUCCAAUCACCUCUCUGCGCCAAUCGCAGAGCAGAUCUUCAAAAGUAUUGUGAUACCUCUUGUGGAUGUGGAGGAAACGACACUCUCUCUGUGCCAAUCAGUCAAACUCGUCAGUGCGGCCCUGCCGCUUGUCACCGAAAGUCCAGCCUCUUAUCUUAAGCAAAUUGCUACGAUGUUGUUAUCUUAUGAGCCACUACUUCUACGCCUACUGGCUGAUGAGAAAUAUUGUCUGGUUCUGAAAAAGUGGCUGUCUUCCAAGCGAACCUACCUUGACGACAUUCGUUACAUGGCCAUAACAGAAAUUCUUUUCAACAUGUGCGAUGCGUGCAUUGCUGAUCAUAACAUCAACCAGGCACAUGAGAGGUGGAAUCAAGCUAGACACCUCAUUCAAGAUCUCCAACAGGAAAUUCAAGUCGCAGAGGAGAAAAGCAAAAUGACGAAGUCAAAAGAAAAUCUCCCUCCGGUUAGAUCGAUGAAAGAGCUCAGCGUGGAUGACAAAAAAACCAAUGUGGCUCGCCGUGAAUCCUCAACCCGUUUUGUGGUACCGGAAUUCAUACAAAAGGCGCUGGAGGAGCUUUCAAUUCCUAAGCACAUUUCGGAGGAUUUUGAUUUCAACACCCCGAUUGAGAUUGAGAUUUUCGGGAAACGGAUUGGACCUUGGAAAGUCGUGUUGUCAGAAUCUGCAAUGAAAAGUGCGAAGAGAAUUGCCCGUGCAGGAGAAUUUGUUCAAGUCGAUCAUAAGCUGCGCCGCUUAGCUACCGGAAAGUGGACGAAACUUUCUCAGUGCGUGGGAACGGGAAAGCAGCGCCAGCAGAUGCGAGUUCCAAUUGUCCGAGCUCAUGUAAAUGACUCGGUGUCGAUCAUAUGGCAAGUGGACGUGGGCUACUAUGAAGAGCUUCCGUUUGUUCAACAACAAAUUGUGAAAGUGUGGAGAAUUGCGACAACCGUUGAAGAGAUCAACAAUGCUAUCGAGCAUAUCAUUGAAGUUCAGGAUGGCUACUGUGAUGAGAUUGUAAUAAUUUGCAAAGAUGCCCCAACACGACAGCCUGACGGUACCAGACUUCCUAAACGCUACGAAGCGGUUAAUCGAGGCGUUUCGCACACAAAGCGAGUUCUGAAUUCAAUGGCUGGUCAGGUAGUACUCGAGAUUUCCAAUCGCUUCUACAAUGUGACCGAGUCGUUUCUUCAGAGAAUUCAAGAAACCACCGGCCAAGAGGAAUUUCCGUUUGACUUGUCUCCCGAAGAAUGGGAGAUUAUCAGUCAUUACGGUAGCGCCAGUCUGAUCCUCGGUAGAAGUGGAACUGGCAAGACAACUUGUCUUCUGUUCAAAAUCCUCGCAAAAUACCAAGCAGCGCGGAAGAUUCCCGGCUCUCACUAUCCUCGGCAGCUUCUUUUAACUCGAUCUCCAUUUUUGGCCGCCAAACUCCAGACUUACGCAAGGAGUUUGAUAGCCACUCAAUGCGGUGGCACUCUGGUAGUGGAUUCGACUGACGCGGACAAGCCCGUUUCAUUCUUUGCGAUCAAGGAUGAAGAUUUCCCGUUUGUCUGCCCAUAUGACAAGUUUCUAGAUCUUCUCGAAAGCACUUUCAGGCGAGCUGACCGACAGGACUUUCUAGAGGACACUAACAGUACUAAGAAGAAACCUGUCUUAUCUAACAAAAGGGCUCCCGAGAUCCAGUAUCUGGACGGAACAAAAACCAUCGACUUUCACGUUUUCAAGACAGAAUAUUGGAGUAGCUUAUCGGGCCUUACUCCUCCAGCCUGCUCGGCAGAGUUACUGUUUGCAGAAAUCAUGGGAGUGAUCAAAGGCUCAAUCACUGCAGCAAAAAGCCUAGAGUCACUUACGCGUCCCCAAUAUUUGUCGAAGAGCUCAAAGAUAUCGCCCACAUUUAGCUCUGAAGGAGAUCGUCAAAAGAUAUUCGAUGCCUUCGAUCGAUACGAGCGAGUCAAGAAGGGACGGGGUCAGAUUGAUGAGCUUGAUCGCGUUAAUCUGAUUCUAAAGGAUCUCAAGUCAACUCCAGACCUCGCCAAUCUGAUUCGUCGUUGUUUCGAUGAAAUAUAUGUUGACGAAAUUCAGGAUUUACGGUGCCCAGAUGUUUUACUUCUGUUGAGUUGUCUGCGUGAUGCGCGGGGAAUUCAUUUAGCGGGAGAUACUGCACAGUGCAUAUCAAAAGACUCGGCGUUUCGUUUCCCGGAGAUCAAGGCGCUGUUUUACGAGCAUUACGAGGACAUCGUAAAGGGGCUCAACCAGCCUGAGAUAGCCAGACCGAGUCAAUUCAUGCUAGCCAAAAACUAUCGCUCUCAUCAAGGCAUCCUGAGCUUCGCCUCGUGGGUAAUGCAGCUACUUUGGAAUGGCUUCCCUGAAACAAUCGACAAACUGGAUCCGGAAGUCGGCGAGACUAGAGGCCCAAGGCCGAUGGUAUUUGCUGGGUUUGAUGCUUCCAUUCUUUCGGCAAAAAUGAUAGGCCUAGUCAAGCUUAACGACCAGGUGGCUGACUUUGGUGCUGAGCAAGUGAUUCUGGUUCGUGACGGGGCAUCAAAAGACAAACUGCAAGCCCAGAUAGGAGAAAUAGCUCUUGUGAUGACGAUCCUAGAGAGCAAGGGAAUGGAAUUCGAGGAUGUACUGGUUUACGACUUUUUCGGUGGCAGCGGUUUAAGCAGCAGCUACCGCUGCUUGCAUUUAUUGUCGUCUCCAGGGAAUGCAUUUGACUCUCAAAAGCACGCGGCGUUAUGUUCUGAGCUCAAGCACCUGUACGUUGCGGUAACAAGAGCACGUCGCCAGCUCUGGUUUAUGGAGACCACAGAAAAUGGCAUUGAUCCCAUCGUUAAGGCUCUCGAUGCCUGUGAAAGUACUGAUCUGGUGGACUGUGUCAGACAAGGCCAUAAGGAUGUCGCUGAGAAAAUCAGCGUUCUACGUGCCGGAGGCUCUGUGGAUCCUGACAGGUGGCUGAAGCGAGCAGUGCAUCUCUUACGUCAAAAGAACUAUGCAGACGCACUGUUUUGUUUCAAAAAGGCAGACGACUCUGAGGGAAUAGCACAUGCUCAAGCCUUACUAUUCGAGCAAGAUGGCCGUUCCUGUCGAGCUGCAAACAACCAAGAGGGACUUACCGAGAACUACACCAAGGCCAUAUCUCUGUUUCUUGGGAUCGGGCGUUGGUCGGAGGCUGCCAAUUGCUUCCUGGGGCUUGAAAAAUACGAUAAAGCUGCAGAACUGUGGAAGGAAAAAGAGCAACUUGACCUGGCUGCUGAGCUCUACGAAAGAGGGCACCAUUUUAGUGAAGCUUCGGCUUGCUUCCAUUCACAGAUGAAUAACCGCUCUCUUCUGAAGGCUAAUAUCUUCCUUCGAUAUUCACGGCUACUCAACAUUCUGCUGAAACAAGGCCGUAUUCAGCCAGAUCUCAGAGAGACCACGAUCAAUCUUCUUGGAAGCGACGAACAGAAAAUUGAAUUCUUCAUCGAAUUUGAGAUGUUCGAGCAACUUCGGACUUUCUACAAGGGCCAAGAGCGAUGGGUUGAAUAUUGCGAAGCAUGUCUCCUUCUAGGAGAUAUAGUGGCUGCCAUGGCGGCAGUUUACGAAUAUGACUUACUGCUACAAAUCAAGCAGAGCGUCGCAGAAAGCAUCUUGAAUUACUUCUUGGCAGAGCGUUUGCUCCACCACCCCGAAUCACUGGAGGUAGACUCUGAGUUAAACCAGACACUUAAUCAAACUGCAAAGGGCACUUUUCUGGAAAAGACUUUGAACCAGUGGUCAAUUGCAUUCCAAUUUGUGAGAACCCGCUCAGCUCAAGAAGGACAACUCAAUAUCAAAUCAUUAGAGGUCGGCUGGCUGAAAGACUUCAUUUCUCUAUUCCUCAUCGUCACCAAUGUGAAUCGCUUCAACACCAGAGAGGGCAGCAAAACCAGUUCAUCUCCCGAAGAAAUCAUCGCUGCUAGUAAAGUUGUCGAAAAUCUGGAAUCACGGGAUGCCAGCACGGCUAAGUCUCUUCUGCUUCUCUUGGGUAUUUACUGUCACCCGGACAAGCCUUCUCAAAUCAAAAUGCUUGGCUGGUCACCUGUCCAGAGAGUCAUUCGCAUCACGGGUGCGACCCAAGAGGAGUUGCUCCGAUUAGGAAAGGGAUGGGUUCGAGAGGUGUUCUCAGAUGCAUUUAAGGAGUUCAAUCAAUUGGCAUUGGAUACCGAAAAGCGAUGCUUUAACAAACCAUGUCUCUACUUUAUCAUGAGAGAAUUCUGCCGGAAACGCAGAUCUGGGGAAUGUUCGUUUUUUCACGAGACGCCAGACACCGAUCAAUGUCAAGCCAGAAUAGAUUUUCUGGUGGAAAUCGUGCAAGUAUUUGCCAAAGUUUCACCACUCUAUGCGCAACGUCUGAUGCCAGCGCUUACGUUCAAAUCGAAAUUUCUUCCGCGCAAGCGGUACUGGGUACAGAGCCUAGCUGCAGAGUUGGCUUUCAUCAGUUCAGCGGAUCAAUCCCCAAUGGUGAUCAUGAAAACAAGGAACAAACUCAUCAAUGAUGCUCAAUGGAAGCCCACACUUGCCGCACUUGAGGAUCUUUUAUAUCAUUUGAUGAGCAAAGACUGGCGCAAUCUGCACACAUUUACCGGUAUCCUGGAGCAACUCCAGCUAGUCCAAACACUAGGCAGUGAGGUUUAUUUUCGCUAUCGCCGGAGCAUUUUCGGAAAGAUGAGGAGUGUUCUGCAGAACAAUCCAAGUCCCACCUUUCCGCUAAGACUUUCUAGUGACGCUCUGGAGCAAAUUCGCAAACUUCAUUUGGCUAUGAACAAGUACAAAUCACAGGAUUUUCUCAACGAAAUGUCAAUCUUACUUGAGAUAAUCGAGGAAAUGAUACCAGAAUCUCUGUCCCACCUCUAUUCUCUGCUCGCUUUCAUAGAGCUUGCUUCGACAUACAUUAAUAAGGCCAUUUAA
This is a messenger RNA of Penicillium angulare, 5136 nucleotides long. RefSeq lists its product as uncharacterized. The transcript is spliced from 25 exons. Gene Ontology annotation, molecular function: ATP binding; protein binding. Bases 1 to 5136 code for a protein of 1711 amino acids. The record is from RefSeq and is a predicted model, not a curated record. NCBI's taxonomy places the organism in Eukaryota, Fungi, Ascomycota, Eurotiomycetes, Eurotiales, Aspergillaceae.